Erpetoichthys calabaricus (reedfish) is the source of this 3736-nucleotide messenger RNA. Its product is annotated as serine/threonine-protein kinase TAO2-like. The record is from RefSeq and is a predicted model, not a curated record. Gene Ontology annotation, biological process: protein phosphorylation. Lineage: Eukaryota; Metazoa; Chordata; Cladistia; Polypteriformes; Polypteridae. Gene Ontology annotation, molecular function: protein kinase activity; ATP binding.
CCCGGCCAGCCAUCUUGAAUUACUGAACAAAAAAAAAAAAAAAAAAAAAAGAAAAAAAGGAGGGGGGGCGAGAGAGCGAGAGGGGGAGAAGGAAAAAAAAAAGGCGAGACGGUGGGACGAACAGAAACGAGGAGACCGUACCAGGGCAGGAGGGGAACGAGGCCGAACAAACGCGGCAUGCCGGGCAGCCCACCCGCGAGGAUUCGCACCGCCGACGGGGGAGUGAGUCUAACGGCGAAACAACAAUAAACGGCAACGGCCCCCCUCCGCCAUUCGUGAAGAGAGAGAGCGAGAGAGAGAGAAAGAGAUAUCCGACAAAGACGGCGGACGGACGGACAGGCGGGAGAGAGAAAAAGAAACGAGGCCCAUGGCGCGAGCAGAAAUGGGCAGCAGAGGUUGAGCUCCCCGAGUGGCGCCCACUCCGACGGCGAGGGACGGCGGGCAGGCCCCCCCCACCCCUUGCACAAGUGCCAUUCUCACCCCCUGCUAUAGGGGGCAUCCCCCGCCAUGCCGUCAAAUGCGCGGGCAGGAAGCCUGAAGGACCCAGAAGUGGCUGAACUUUUUUACCGCGAUGACCCAGAGAAGCUCUUUGCUGACCUGCGAGAGAUCGGGCAUGGUAGCUUUGGCGCAGUCUACUUUGCCCGGGAUAUCCGCAACAAUGAAGUCGUUGCCAUCAAAAAGAUGUCCUACAGUGGGAAGCAGUCCAAUGAGAAAUGGCAGGACAUCAUCAAAGAGGUGAAAUUUCUUCAAAAGCUGCGCCAUCCAAACACUAUCGAGUACAGAGGCUGCUAUCUCCGGGAGCACACAGCAUGGCUCGUCAUGGAGUAUUGUUUAGGAUCUGCUUCCGACCUGCUGGAGGUUCACAAGAAACCUCUCCAGGAAGUGGAAAUUGCUGCUAUUACCCAUGGUGCACUGCAAGGUCUGGCCUACUUACACUCCCACAACAUGAUUCACAGAGAUGUAAAGGCAGGAAAUAUUCUGCUGACAGAACCAGGUCAAGUAAAACUUGGCGAUUUUGGCUCUGCCUCCAUCGUUGCUCCUGCCAACUCCUUUGUGGGUACUCCAUAUUGGAUGGCCCCUGAAGUGAUUUUAGCAAUGGAUGAGGGCCAGUAUGAUGGGAAGGUGGAUGUCUGGUCAUUGGGUAUUACCUGCAUUGAGCUUGCUGAGCGGAAGCCACCACUGUUCAACAUGAACGCAAUGAGUGCCUUAUACCAUAUCGCCCAAAAUGAGUCCCCCAUGCUGCAGUCCAAUCACUGGUCUGACUACUUCCGAAACUUUGUGGAUUCCUGUCUGCAGAAAAUCCCUCAGGACCGGCCCACCUCUGAGGUGCUUCUAAAGCACCGGUUUCUGAUGCGAGAACGGCCAAUGUCUGUAGUAAUGGAUCUUAUCCAGAGGACCAAGGAUGCAGUAAGAGAGCUGGACAAUCUGCAGUAUCGGAAGAUGAAGAAGAUCUUAUUCCAGGAGACGCACAAUGGGCCUGCUCCUGAUGGCCAAGAGGAGGAAGAGGAGGUGGAACCCUACGCAUUGCGGACAUGCACAGUAAAUAGUAUGGAAAGUUCCCACUCUGUGCCCAGUAUGUCCAUUAGUGCCAGCUCUCAGAGCAGUUCUGUCAACAGUUUGGCGGAUGCCUCAGAUGAUAGUGGGGAGAUUGCAAUGAUGCAGGAGGGAGAGCACACCGUGACAUCCAACAGUUCUGUUAUACACCGGCCUCCGGGUCAUGACAACAUUUAUGAUGACCCAUACCAGCCGGAGAUGGAAGCCCCACAGGCAUCUUCAGCUGCCAGGCGUCGCGCGUAUUACAGAAACAGAGAUCAUUUUGCUACAAUUAGGACGGCGUCUUUGGUGACUCGCCAAAUCCAGGAACAUGAGCAAGGCUCUGCUCUGAGGGAACAAAUGUCUGGCUACAAGCGAAUGCGACGCCAGCAUCAGAAACAGCUGAUGGCCCUGGAGAACAAGCUGAAAGCUGAGAUGGAUGAGCAUCAACUCAGGUUGGACAAGGAGCUUGAGACCCAGAGAAACAAUUUUGUUGGAGAGGCAGACAAGCUGGGCAAAAAGCACCAGGCAAUACUGGAGAAGGAGACUAAAGCUGCAUACACAGAGGAGAAGAAAUUUCAGCAGCACAUCCUUGGCCAGCAGAAGAAAGAGUUAACUGGCUUGUUAGAGUCACAGAAGCGACAGUACAGGAUGCGUAAGGAGCAGCUCAAAGAGGAGCUGCAGGAAAAUCAGAGCACGCCAAAGCGUGAGAAGCAGGAAUGGCUGUUGAGGCAGAAGGAAACCAUGCAACACUACCAAGCUGAGGAAGAAGCCAAUCUGCUUCGUCGCCAAAGGCAGUACUAUGAGUUGCAGUGUCGACAGUAUAAGAGAAAGAUGCUGCUGGCCCGCCACAACCUGGAGCAGGACCUGUUGAGAGAGGAACUGAAUAAAAAGCAGACCCAGAAAGACCUGGAGUGUGCAAUGCUGCUUCGACACCACGAGUCCACACAGGAGCUGGAGUUCCGACACUUGAGCACCGUGCAGCGCACUCGUGCAGAGCUCAUCCGGCUGCAGCAUCAGACAGAACUGAACAACCAGCAGGAGUAUAACAAGCGUCGGGAGCAGGAGCUGCGGCAGAAGCACGCUGUGGAAGUGAGGCAGCAGCCGAAGAGCCUUAAAUCCAAAGAGCUCCAGAUUAAGAAGCAGUUCCAGGACACCUGCAAGAUCCAGACUCGCCAGUACAAGGCACUGCGUAACCAUCUGCUGGAGACGACGCCCAAGUGUGAUCACAAGAACAUCCUCAAGCGGCUAAAGGAGGAGCAAACGCGCAAGCUGGCUAUCUUGGCAGAGCAGUAUGACCACAGCAUCAAUGAGAUGCUCUCCACACAAGCGCUCCGUCUUGAUGAGACUCAGAUGUCCGAGUACAAAAUCUUAGGCCUGCAGCUGCAGCAAGAGCUCGAACUGCUCAACGCGUACCAGAGCAAGAUCAAGAUGCACACGGAGUCACAGCACGAGAGGGAGCUGAAGGAUCUGGAGCAGCGCGUGUCCAUCCGGCGAGCUCUGCUCGAACAGCGGAUUGAAGAGGAGAUGCUGGCCCUGCAGAAUGAGCGCCGGGAGCGCAUCCGUAUCCUGCUGGAACGCCAGGCGCGUGAAAUUGAAGCCUUUGACUCGGAGAGCAUGCGCCUGGGCUUCAGCAACAUGGCACUCACUGGCAUCCCAGCGGAGGCCUUCACCCAAGGCUACCAGGCGCCUCCCCAGGGCUGGCCUUCACGGCCCGUGCCCCGCAGCGGUUCACACUGGAGCCACGCAGUGCAUCCACAGAACAGUGGUGCACCCCACUCCUGGAGGCAGGCCCCAGCCAUGGGAACCAGCGAGCCACCAUCACAGUGUCCACUCACACAGCAGCCCACAGCCCCCUCAGCACCCACAGCUCAUCUUCGGUGGGAGGCGGUGGCCUCGGUGGGACCCGGCAGAGAAGGGAGUUCCAGCGGCGGGACUCCCUGGGGUCCUCAGCACAGCUUGCAGAGCUUGGCACUUCCGUCUCCGGCUCCAGGUGGGCAGUAACCUGGGUGGCAUCGGAACACGUGGGACCAGUAUGCUGGCUCUGCGCAACAGCCCCCAGCCCCUGCGCAGGACGGCAUCUGGGGGAGCGGGGUAACCCCGGAGGAGCAAGGUAUCAGCCGCAGCACAUCGGUCACCUCGCAGAUCCUCAACGGCUCCCAUCUGUCCAUACUCGUAAGACCUGCAGAGUUUUUUGUUUGUG